Messenger RNA from Neltuma alba, 1462 nucleotides. RefSeq lists its product as uncharacterized. NCBI's taxonomy places the organism in Eukaryota, Viridiplantae, Streptophyta, Magnoliopsida, Fabales, Fabaceae. The record is from RefSeq and is a predicted model, not a curated record. The transcript has 2 exons. The coding region runs from base 41 to 1015 and encodes 324 amino acids.
AGGUGAAACGCAGUAUGUUGGAGGUGGUGUGAGAACAAGAAUGAUAAAGGAAGGGACAUCAUAUGGAGAAUUUAGAACAAUGGUGGCAUCAAUUGUGGGAAAAGAAAGUAAUGGAAUGGUUAUGAAAUUCACAGUAACCUUUGAUGAGUGUACAUUUGUGGACCUUGUAGAUGAUGAAGGAGUAGAACAUUUGAUUAACUUCAAUGGCGACAGUGGUCAUGUAUAUAUAGGAGAAAAUGGAGAUCAAAAUUCACAACUAACAAGGGAUGUUGUAAUAGAAGAGCAACAUGUGAUGGAAGACUUGUUCGGAGGUUCAGAUACAUUGUCCAUGUCUCCACCUAAUGUGGUUAGUGAAGACCCACUAUUGUUGCCAUGUGGUUCAGAAAUGAUGCCAACCCCAAUUCCGGAAAUGAAUUCAACAAAGUGGAAGGGUUUGGUUAUCGGAGAAGGACAGAUUUUUCCUAAUGCAGUGGCUCUUAGGCAAGCACUGUAUAGGUACAGUAUUGCUGUGAAGUUUUCAUACAAGUUUGUGAAGAACAAUCAACAAAAGAUCAUUGUGAAGUGUAUGGCGGAGGGAUGCCCGUGGUAUAUGGGUGCAUACUCAAUGGGACAAAGACAAGAUUCUGAGUUGUUAAUAAUUAGAACCUUAAGAAGUGAGCAUGUGCAUUAUGCACAGGACAGCUUGGUUGUAUCUCACUCUAGAGGGUCAAACUUAACAUCAUCAAUCAUGAUAGAUUCUUUGAGGUGUAAUAUAGACAAGAAUGCUAAUGAAAUUAGAAGAGAUCUGUAUAGAGAAUAUGGGGUGCGACUGAAUUAUAGUCAAGCAUACAGGGGUAGAGAAAGAGCAUUGAGGGAAAUACAUGGUCGUGCACAGGAUUCAUACAUGGCGAUUCCCUGGAUUUGUGAAAGGCUCAUUGAAACUGAUCCAAACACAAGUGCUCGAUGGGAAGGGUUGGAUAGUAAAGAUUUCAGAGGGUGUUCAUUGCUUAUGGAUGCUCAAUUAAUGGAUUUUUAGAAGGGUGUCGACAUAUACUUUAUAUAGACGGCUGUCAUCUAAGUGGUCCUUACAGGGGGACAUUGAUUUCAGCUAAUGCAUAUGAUGCAGACAAUGAACUAUUUCCAUUAGCAUAUGCUAUAGUUAGUGGGGAGACAUAUGAUGAUUGGGCUUGGUUUCUCCAGAACAUCAAAGACAUCACAAGAUCAGUGGAGACAACGAUAGUUUCAGAUCGGAAUAAUGCCAUUAUAGGUGCUGUGCGAACAAUAUUUGGUGGCGAGAGACAUGCUUUUUGUUAUAGGCAUGUGAAAGAAAAUUUUAGUGCACAUUAUUUAAAAAUUAACCGAGGCAGGGGACGAGUUUCAGGUACUUCAAAGGACGUUGCAUUGAAAAUGCUGGAUGGAAUCGCCUAUGCAAGGAUUGAGGAUGAAUAUGUUGCUGCAAUGGGGAAACUUAGAUCAUUCUGUC